Messenger RNA from Pundamilia nyererei, 993 nucleotides. It is a transcript of the gene pisd, whose product is annotated as phosphatidylserine decarboxylase. Gene Ontology annotation, cellular component: mitochondrion. NCBI's taxonomy places the organism in Eukaryota, Metazoa, Chordata, Actinopteri, Cichliformes, Cichlidae. Gene Ontology annotation, biological process: phosphatidylethanolamine biosynthetic process. The record is from RefSeq and is a predicted model, not a curated record. The annotation marks the transcript as partial. Gene Ontology annotation, molecular function: phosphatidylserine decarboxylase activity. The transcript is spliced from 3 exons.
GGUUUGUUUGUUGUUUACCUGUUUAACCCCGGCUUUUCUUUGUCCUCAGACUCCUCGUCGUCCUCCUCCUUCAGGGACUACCUCCUCUCGUCUCCCGACAGCGACCUUUUCCACGUUGUCAUUUACCUGGCUCCAGGUGACUACCACUGCUUCCAUUCGCCCACAGACUGGAGGGUGGAGCUUCGGCGUCACUUUCCAGGCUCGUUAAUGUCGGUGAACCCAGGCGUUGCUCGUUGGAUCAAAGAGCUCUUUUGCCUUAACGAGCGUGUGGUUCUCACCGGCCAAUGGCAGCAAGGCUUCUUCUCAUUAACGGCGGUCGGUGCCACGAAUGUCGGUUCAAUCAGAAUUUACUUUGACCAGGAGCUUCAGACCAACACACCUCGUUACAGUAAAGGCUCCUUUCAUGAUCACAGCUACAUUGCUGACCAGACGGUGAAGUUUGCUGGUGAAGGGGGCGUGGCCUUACAGAAGGGAGAGUCGGUCGGGGAGUUUAACCUGGGCUCCACCAUCGUUCUGCUUUUCGAGGCCCCCAAAGACUUCAGCUUCAACCUGCAGCCUGGCCAACGAAUCAGAGUGGGAGAAGGCCUCGGCAGCCUCUAAUUGGAUGACUUACAGGCUCAGGGGGCAGGGCCGGAUCAGAGACAGAUUUUAAGAGAGGAGUUUUAGGAAUUCUGGGUAUUUUUCUCUGCGGAGGACUCGAAAUGGAUGCUUAUCACAACAAGCACGCAGACUCCCAGAAUGCCUUGUGCCUGUGAGCGGGAAAUGCCAAACCCCUCCCUCUCUGUCCCUCUCACUCAGAGACUCGACCAGCAGCUGAACACAUUUCUGUUUGAAUGUUUCAAACUUUAUUGCUCACAGGUUUUUGUUAGCAUCAGCUAGCUCACAUCUGAUUGGAGGCCAGUGAUUGGUUGAAGGGUUAUUAUUACUAAUUUGUCUCAUUAAUCUUGUUUUUUGUUUUUUUUGUUUUUUUUGUGGGAUUUAAAUGUGACACCU